Molecule: messenger RNA, 1088 nt
Organism: Seriola dumerili (greater amberjack)
Lineage: Eukaryota; Metazoa; Chordata; Actinopteri; Carangiformes; Carangidae
Gene: pcyt1ba
Product: phosphate cytidylyltransferase 1, choline, beta
Exons: 8
Coding region: 1-1086 (361 amino acids)
Biological process (GO): CDP-choline pathway
Molecular function (GO): choline-phosphate cytidylyltransferase activity; phosphatidylcholine binding
Source: RefSeq, a predicted model, not a curated record
AUGGUGAAACAGCGACGCAUCAGAGCGCAUUCCUGUUGUGCAGCUGUUGCGCCUCUUUGUUGCAGAAGAGGACCACCGAAGACUCUGACAGAGCCUGCCAUCUUUGCCAGGGAGACCAGUUGUGACUGUCGCGCCCCUCAUGAGAAACUCACCAUCGCUCAGGCCCGCAGAGGCACCCCAGUGGACCGGCCAGUCAGAGUCUAUGCAGAUGGCAUCUUUGACCUGUUCCACUCUGGACACGCUCGUGCUCUCAUGCAGGCCAAGAACCUCUUCCCCAACACCUACCUCAUAGUAGGAGUGUGCAGUGAUGAGCUGACCCAUAAGUACAAGGGUUUCACAGUCAUGACGGAGCAUGAACGAUAUGAGGCGCUGAGACACUGCCGCUAUGUCGACGAAGUUUUGAGAGACGCACCCUGGACUCUCACACCCGAGUUCCUGGAGAAACACAAGAUCGAUUUUGUGGCUCAUGAUGAUAUCCCGUACUCCUCAGCAGGAAGUGAGGAUGUUUAUAAACACAUCAAGGAGGCAGGGAUGUUUGUGCCUACACAACGGACAGAGGGAAUCUCAACAUCAGACAUAAUUACCAGAAUUGUCAGAGACUAUGACGUCUACGCCCGACGCAACCUCCAGCGCGGCUACACGGCCAAGGAACUUAACGUCAGCUACAUCAAUGAGAAGAAGUACCGGCUGCAGAACCAAGUGGAUCGUAUGAAGGAGAAAGUUCGCACAGUUGAGGAAAAGAGCAAACACUUUGUUUACCGCGUGGAGGAGAAAAGUCACGACCUCAUUCAGAAGUGGGAAGAGAAAUCGAGGGAAUUUAUCGGCAAUUUCUUAGAACUUUUUGGACCGGAUGGAACUUGGAAACAGGUUUUCCAGGAACGCAGUGGUCGUAUGCUGUCCUACGCUCUGUCUCCCAGAGGGUCGCCCUCUAACAGCCCUCCCCGCGAACUGUCCCCCCUGCGCUCUCCCUCACCUCCGUCUCCCCCUGCACGCUGGCACAAUGCACGGCCGUCGCCCCCGACCUCCCCCAAAGGAGCAUCUGCAUCUAUAAGCAGCAUGAGUGAAGGCGAUGAAGAUGAGAAGUAGAU